AUGAGGGCUUUUCUCAUCCUUGUCACCUUGACCUGCCUGGCUGACGCCCAGCAUCAAGCCCUGAUGGACUACCUGGAGCGGCGUCUGCUAGCCAUCGAGGUAAGAGACUGUUCUUCUGCUCCCAGUCAGACCCUGGCCUCCAGAAUAAGUCUGAAAGGAAACUCUCUGGGGAUCUGGGGAACCUUCAAUGGAAUGCAGAUGUGGGGAUUCUGAGGGGAAAAUAUUGACUGACUGUUACUGCUGCUGCACCCAGAAAGUCUAAAUGUAAUGCUUUUUAAUACAUUUGUUUCCACUCAAAUAGAAGCAUAGGGGAAUAGAAGUUUGAAGAUCUUAUAUGCAGGAAACUUCUGUAGUGUUCUGAUUAAUAUUUGAAAAAGUAUGUAUUAGCCUUAUACCUGGAGUUAUUGGAAAGUUUUUCUCUGCAAAAGACUGACCAGUUGGCUCACUUCAAGGUGUUGUUGUGCAAUAAAACAGCUCCACACUGCUAUGAGUACCCAUAUCAUAUUCUCCCUCUUGCUUUCUCAUAUUCUUAUUCAUAUGGAAAGUAGUUGGCUUCUCUCUCUCUAUGUGUUCUGACUCUGCAUAAAUAAUACCUCCCAAACAAGUUACUUCCAGCCAGUGAGUCAUUCUGAGAAAGAGCAUCCAAUACCUGCCAAUUCAGGUUUAUGAGACUCCUUUUUUUUAUACAUUCAUUUUUAUUCAAGAGCACAUAAAGAACAUGUACAAUACAUACUCAACAUAUCUUUGCAGUCUUUACAAAGGAGCGUAAUGAGAUUCACAUGUUAAGGGUACAUUUUGGCUGUAUAGAGCAAACAUUUCAAGAGUCUGAAUAAGAAUACAAUUUGGAUAAAGCCACAUCAGAAAAAUAACAAACAAGCAAACACCCCAGAAAUUACAGAAUAAGAUAUGUCAGGAACUUGUUGCAAGAUUGAUUUAAUUCUCUCCAUGUCAGCAAGUUCCCUGCAUAGACCUAACCACGUCUUUUGAGGAUGUUGCAUUUUGUUACACAUUUCCUUGCUGCUGCUAAAAGAUAAUCUAUCAAUUUAAGUGGAGAGGAGUGGAGUGUAUCCACAGGAACAAUACCUAUGUAGCGGGUGAUUUGGACGGAGUCAGGUGCAGGAGGUGUAAAUCACAGAAUAAUGGUUUAUUCGGCCAAAACAGUGGUUCGCAGCAAUGCGUAAAACAACUACAGUGCGACUUAACGGCGCACUGAGGAAAAGAAAACACACAGGUGAAUAUCCCGGCGAUAAAGUAUAUAAUGCUCCACCGAGCUAUCGACACCUCCACAUGGAAUCAAUCACACACAAAGACAUGGGGGACAGAGGGAAUACUUAUACAGGGACUGAUGAGGGGAUAUGAACCAGGUGUGUGUGAAAAACACAGGACAAAUCAAAUGGAAUGAUGAUAAGAGGAGCGGCAGUGGCUAGAAGGCCGGUGACGACGAACGCCGAAGCCUGCUCGAACAAGGAGAGGAGGCAGCUUCGGAGGAAGUCGUGACAGUACCCCCCCCCCCCCUGCCUUGAUGCGCAGCUCCAGCAGCGCGCCGACACCGGCCGCGGGAACGGCCAGGAGGACACGGAGUAGGGCGAUCUGACGGUGAAAAUCCCGCAACAGGGAGGGAUCGAGGAUAUCCUUCACUGGGACCUAGCACCGCUCCUCCGGACCGUACCCCUCCCACUCCACGAGGUACUGAAGGCCCCCCACCCGACGCCUCGAAUCCAGGAUGGAACGGACAGAGUACGGGGGGGCGGAGGGACUUCCCGCACCUCAGACUCCUGGAGCAGACCAGCCACCACCGGCCUGAGGAGAGAUACAUGAAACUAGGGGUUAAUACGUAAUCAGGAGGGAGCAGCAACCUAUACGUAACCUUGUUUACUCUCCUCAGGACUUUGAACGGCCCCACAAACCACGGGCUCAGCUUCCGGCAGGGCAGGCGGAGGGGCAGGUUCCGGGUCGAGAGCCAGACCCGAUCACCCGGUACGAAGACCGGGGCCUCACUGCGGUGGCAGUCAGUGUUGGCUUUCUGGCGAUGCGCGGCACGCUGGAGGUGAACGUGGGCGGCGUUCCACGUCUCCUCCGCGUGCCGAAACCAGUCGUCCACUGCAGGAGCUUUGGUCUGGCUCUGAUGCCACGGUGCCAGGACCGGCUGAUACCCUAAAACACAUUGAAAUGGUGACAGGUUAGUGGAGGAGUGGCGGAGAGAGUUCUGGGCAUAUUCGGCCCAUGGCAAGAACACCGACCACUCCCCCUGCCAGGCCUGGCAGUAGGACCGCAGGAACCUACCCACAUCCUGAUUCACCCGUUCCACCUGUCCAUUAGAUUCGGGGUGAAACCCAGAGCUCAGGCUGAUCGAGAUCCCCAGAAGUUCCAUGAACGCCUUCCAGACCCUGGAUGUAAACUGGGGACCCCGGUCAGACACUAUGUCCUCUGGCACCCCGUAGUGCCGUAAGACGUGAGUAAACAGGGCUUCAGCAGUUUGCAGGGCCGUGGGGAGACCGGGCAGAGGAAGGAGGCGGCAGGCUUUAGAGAAGGAUAGGACAGCGCCUACCCCUACCUCGGACGUGUCCACCUCCACUACGAAUGGUAAUGAUGGAUCUGGAUGAGCCAGUACCGUGCCUGAGGUGAACAGAGCCCUCAGGUUACUGAAAGCCCUGUCAGCCUCAGCAGACCAGCGGAGCCAGGAUGGCCCACCCUUCAACAGAGAGGUGAUGGGGGCUGUGACCUUGCCAAAGCCCCGGAUAAACCUCUGAUAGUAAUUGGUAAAGCCAAUGAAGCACUGCAGCUCCUUUACCGUGGUUGGAGUCGGCCAAUUACGCAUGGCUGAAAUGCGGUCUCCCUCCAUUUCCACACCUGAGGUGGUGAUGUGGUAUCUGAGGAAGGAGAUGGAUUGUUGGAAGAACACACAUUUUUCAGCCUUGGCAUACAGGUCAUGCUCCAACAGUCGGCCAAGCACUCUGCGAACCAGGGACACAUGCUCGGUGCGCGUAGCGGAAUACACCAGGAUGUCAUCGAUGUAGACCACCACACCGCGACCAAGCAUGUCCCGAAACUUGAGGAGGCGGGUGAAGUGGAGGGACGUAUGAACCCUUGACUCAGGGACUCGGAGACGUAUGUCUCCAUAGCCUCCAUUUCAGCCUGCGACAGGGGAUAUACAUGACUCCUGGGAGGUACAGCGUCUAACCUGAGGUUUAUCACGCAAUCCCCCGCCCAAUGGGGUGGUAAUUUGGUCGCCUGCGUUUUGGAAAAUGCGUGCGCCAAAUCGAGGUAUUCGGGGGGAAUGCGCACGGUGGAGGUAGUGUCUGGACUUUCCACCGUGGUUGCACCAACGGAAACAGCUAGACACCUACCCUGACACUCUCGCGACCACCCUGUGAGAAACCUCUGCAGCCAUGAAAAGGUGGGAUCGUGUAGUGAAGCCAGGGAAGGCCCAACACAACAGGGAAAUCAGGGGACUCAAUAAUAUGAAAGGUGAUUUGCUCACUAUGAGUCUCCUACGUAAUCAUAGUGACUGGUGCUGUAACGUCCCUAACAAAACCUGACCCUAAUAGUCGACUGUCAAGUGCUUUGAUGGGCAAUGGAAUGGACAGGGGAACCAAUGUAAUAUGUAGACUAUGAGCUAAAGACCUGUCCAUAAACUCCCGAGUGGCGCAGUGGUCUAAGGCACUGCGUCGCAGUGCUAGCUGUGCCACUAGAGAUCCUGGUUCGAAUCCAGGCUCUGUCGUAGCUGGCCUUGACCGGGAGACCCAUGGGGCGGCGCACAUCCCACCAGGGUUGUGGGUUCGAUUCCCACGGGGGGCCAGUAUGAAAAAAAAAAUAUAUAUAUAUGCACUCACUAACUGUAAGUCGCUCUGGAUAAGAGCGUCUGCUAAAUGACGUAAAUGUAAAUAAAGUUCCCAGCUGCGCCUGAAUCUACCAACACCUUACACUGGGGAACUACCGUGUAAUCAAGGAAGUUGAUGUGGAUGGUGAAAUGCGCAGCAGAGGGCUUUGAACGAGGGUGGGUUUAUGCUACCUGGGGUGACGUGAGAGUGCCCUGCCUGCCGCCUCCAGAACCAGAAGAACACUGACGACAUCGUGCAGCAGAAUGUCCUCUCUUGCCACAAGAGUGACACUGGAUCUGUCGUCCUCCAUUCUCCCGGAACGCUGCUUCACCCAGCUCCAUCGGAACGUGAUCCGGGUUGAAGGGGGGUGAAACGGGCAGACCCCUUCCAGGACGUCUUCUCGAAGCCAGCAGGUUGUCCAACUGGAUGGCCAUGUCAACCAGUUUGUUGAAGGUCAACGUGGUAUCCCGUCAGGCUAGUUCCCUUCGGACGUCCUCACGCAGUCUGCAUCGGAAGUGGUCGAUUAGGGCCCACUCGUUCCACCCGGACCCAGCGGCUAGAGUUCUAAACUCCAGGGCAAAGUCUUGCGCGGUCCUCGUCCCCUGCCUCAGAUGGACCAGACGCUCGCCCGCCUCUCUACCUUCGGGGGGCAGAUUGAAGACUGCCCGGAAGAGGCGAGCGAACUCUCUGUAGUUGUCCAACAAGUCUCCUCCUUCACUCCAGAGCUUUCCCCGAGAGGCAGGAGACGAGGGCGGACACCUUCUCCCGAUCCGAUGGAGCAGGGCUGGUGGUGGUGAAAUAGAGGUCCAGUUGCAGGAGGAAACCCUGGCAGCGGGCUGCUGUCCCGUCGUAUUCCCUCGGUCGAGAAUACCUCUGGGUGCUGGUGUGUGGAUGGCUGGAUCCGGUCACUCAGCUGGUUCCGCAUGGUCGGGUCCUCUCCUCUCCAGGCGCUGGAUAGUCUGGAGAACCUGAUCCAUCGCUUUGCCCAAGCUGGCUAACAUGUUGGAAUGCUCCCGGAUCCGCUCUACGACUCCAGGCAUAUUCCCCGCUCCUGCUGACUCCAUGCUGUUGGGUGUGUGAUUCUGUAGCGGGUGAUUUGGACGUAGUCAGGCGCGGGAGGUGUAAAUCACAGAAUAAUGGUUUAUUAGGCCAAUACAGCGUUUCGCAGCAAUGCGUAAAACAACAACAGUGCGACUUAACGGCACACUAGGGAAAACAAAACCCACGGGUGAAUAUCCCGGCGAUAAAGUACAUAAUGCUCCACCGAGCUAUCGACACCUCCACAUGGAAACAAUCACACACAAAGACAUGGGGGUCAGAGGGAAUACAGUGAGGGAAAAAGUAUUUGAUCCCCUGCUGAUUUUGUACGUUUGCCCACUGACAAAAACAUGAUCAGUCUAUAAUUUGAAUGGAGGUUUUUUUGAACAGUGAGAGACAGAAUAACAACAACAAAAUCCAGAAAAACGCAUGUCAAAUAUGUUAUAAAUUGAUUUGCAUUUUAAUGAGGGAAAUAAGUAUUUGACUCCUCUGCAAAACAUGACUUAGUACUUGGUGGCAAAACCCUUGUUGGCAAUCACAGAGGUCAGACGUUUCUUGUAGUUGGCCACCAGGUUUGCACACAUCUCAGGAGGGAUUUUGUUCCACUCCUCUUUGCAGAUCUUCUCCAAGUCAUUAAGGUUUUGAGGCUGACGUUUGGCAACUCGAACCUUCAGCUCCCUCCACAGAUUUUCUAUGGGAUUAAGGUCUGGAGACUGGCUAGGCCACUCCAGGACCUUAAUGUGCUUCUUCUUGAGCCACUCCUUUGUUGCCUUGGCCGUGUGUUUUGGGUCAUUGUCAUGCUGGAAUACCCAUCCAUGACCCAUUUUCAAUGCCCUGGCUGAGGGAAGGAGGUUCCCAGCCAAGAUUUGACGGUACAUGGCCCCGUCCAUCGUCCCUUUGAUGCGGUGAAGUUGUCCUGUCCCCUUAGCAGAAAAACACCCCCAAACCAUAAUGUUUCCACCUCCAUGUUUGAUGGUGGGGAUGGUGUUCUUGGGGUCAUAGGCAGUAUUCCUCCUCCUCCAAACACGGCGAGUUGAGUUGAUGCCAAAGAGCUCGAUUUUGGUCUCAUCUGACCACAACACUUUCACCCAGUUCUCCUCUGAAUCAUUCAGAUUGAGAUUCAGAUUCAGAUUCAUUGGCAAACUUCAGACGACCCUGUAUAUGUGCUUUCUUGAGCAGGGGGACCUUGCGGGCGCUGCAGGAUUUCAGUCCUUCACGGCGUAGUGUGUUACCAAUUGUUUUCUUGGUGACUAUGGUCCCAGCUGCCUUGAGAUCAUUUACAAGAUCCUCCUGUGUAGUUAUGGGCUGAUUCCUCACUGUUCUCAUGAUCAUUGUAACUCCACGAGGUGAGAUCUUGCAUGGAGCCCCAGGCCGAGGGAGAUUGACAGUUCUUUUGUGUUUCUUCCUUUUGCGAAUAAUCGCACCAACUCUUGUCACCUUCUCACCAAGCUGCUUGGCGAUGGUCUUGUAGCCCAUUCCAGCCUUGUGUAGGUCUACAAUCUUGUCCUUGACAUCCUUGGAGAGCUCUUUGGUCUUGGCCAUGGUGGAGAGUUUGGAAUCUGAUUGAUUGAUUGCUUCUGUGGACAGGUGUCUUUUAUACAGGUAACAAAAUGAGAUUAGGAGCACUCCCUUUAAGAGUGUGCUCCUAAUCUCAGCUCGUUACCUGUAUAAAAGACACCUGGGAGCCAGAAAUCUUUCUGAUUGAGAGGGGUUCAAAUACUUAUUUCCCUCAUUAAAUGCAAAUCAAUUUAUAACAUUUUUGACAUGCGUUUUUCUCGAUUUUUUUGUUGUUAUUCCGUCUCUCACUGUUCAAAUAAACCUACCAUUAAAAUUAUAGACUGAUCAUUUCUUUGUCAGUGGGCAAACGUACAAAAUCAGCAGGGGAUCAAAUACUUUUUUCCCUCACUGUACUUAUACAGGGACUGAUGAGGGGAUAUGAACCAGGUGUGUGUAAAAAACAAGACAAAAUAAAUGGAAUGAUGAGAAGAGGAGCGGCAGUGGCUAGAAGGCCGGUGACUAUGAACGCCAAAGCCUGCCCGAACAAGGAGAGGAGGCAGCUUCGGAGGAAGUCGGGACAACCUAGUAGGAGAUGACAUGGGUCUGGUUGAAUAAUAAUCUCUAUGAUGUCCUGUAUAACGUGGAGAAUUUCAGACCAAAAAGACUGGAUUUUCCAAAAUAUAUGUGAUGAAGUACCUAUUUGUCCACACUGUCUCCAACACGUAGCAGAUAUUCCUUUGUUCAAUUUAUUACGUUUAUCAGGGAUCAUAAAAAAACGAUGUAGUACUUUGAAUUGAAACUCCCUUGUUCGGUUACAUGUAGUUGCUUUAUAUAGUGUUUUCCAUAUAUUGCCCCUACUCUCCUCUGAUAUCUGCACCUGUAAUUCCCCCUGCCAUGAGUUCCUUAGAUGAUCUAAAGAUACUCUUUGCAUGUUAAGGAUAUUGUGAUAAAAGUUUGAAAUGGUCCCAAUGUUUUCCCCUUGAUAAAGUAAUUCAAUCAUCUCGUCAAUAGGAGUAACCGGCUCAGUAAUUUUUUGUAACAAUACUUUUUUUACACAAUGAAUGUCUUACUUGAAGGUACCUAUAACAAUUUGUUUGGGAUAUAAUGAAUUCCUCCUGGAUUUCUUGAAAUUAUCGAAGAAUUGAGCCUUUGAAAAGUUGAGAGACUCUACAAAGCCCUCUUUCUUCCCAUUCCCUAAAUCAUUGGAACAUAGUAGCAGGAAGGAAGGCUGGGUUGUGAAAUAUACACUCUUAGAAAAAAAGGCGCUAUCUAGAACCUAACAUUUUUCUUCGGCUGUCCCCACAGGAUAACCCUUUGAAGAACCAUUUUUGGUUCCAUGUAGAACCCUUUUGGUUCCAGGUGGAACCCUUUUGGGUUACAUAAAUAACCCUUUGCACAGAGGGUUCUACUUGGAACCCAAAAGGGUUCUACCUGAAACCAAAAAGGGUUCUACCUGGAACCAAAAAGGGUUCUCCUAUGGGGACAGCCGAAGAACCCUUUUGGAACCUUUUUUUCUAAGAGUGUAGGCGAGUGUCUAGAAACGUCAUUAAUCAGGGAAAACCACAUUGAGACCUAGGUCUCAUUUGCAAAUGUGCCCUGUGAACAAUACAGAAAGAAAAUUAUACACAAUUUAAAACACAACAUUUAAUAAAUAGCAAAUAUUACAGUUGAAGUCGGAAGUUUACAUACACCUUAGCCAAAUACAUUUUAACUCAGUUUUUCACAAUUCCUGACAUUUAAUCCUAGUAAAAAUUCCCUGUCUUAGGUCAGUUAGAUCACCAUUUUCUUUUAAGAAUGUGAAAUGUCAGAAUAAUAGUAGAGAGAAUGAUUUAUUUCAGCUUUUAUUUAUUUCAUCACAUUCUCAGUGGGUCAGAAGUUUACAUACACUCAAUUAGUAUUUGGUAGCAUUGCCUUUAAAUUGUUUAACUUAUGUCAAACGUUUCGGGUAGCCUUCCACAAGCUUCCCACAAUAAGUUGGGUGAAUCUUGGCCCAUUCCUCCUGACAGAGCUGGUGUAACUGAGUCAGGUUUGUAGGCCUCCUUGCUCGCACACGCUUUUUCAGUUCUGCCCACACAUUUUCUAUAGGAUUGAGGUCAGGGCUUUGUGAUGGCCACUCCAAUACCUUGACUUUGUUGUCCUUAAGCCAUUUUGCCACAACUUUGGAAGUAUGCUUGGGGUCAUUGUCCAUUUGGAAGACCCAUUUGCGACCAAGCUCUAACUUCCUGACUGAUGUCUUGAGAUUUUGCUUCAAUAUAUACACAUAAUUUUCCUUCCUCAUGAUGCCAUCUAUUUUGUGAAGUGCACCAGUCCCUCCUGCAGCAAAGCACCCCCACAGCAUGAUGCUGCCACCCCCGUGCUUCACGGUUGGGAUGGUGUUCUUCGGCUUGCAAGCUACCCCCUUUUCCUCCAAACAUAACAAUGGUCAUUAUGGCCAAACAGUUCUAUUUUUGUUUCAUCAGACCAGAGGACAUUUCUCCAAAAAGUACGAUCUUUGUCCCCAUGUGCAGUUGGAAACCAUAGUCUGGCUUUUUUAUGAUGGUUUUGGAGCAGUGGCUUAUUCCUUGCUGAGCGGCCUUUCAGGUUAUGUCGAUAUAGGACUCGUUUUACUGUGGAUAUAGAUACCUUUGUACCUGUUUCCUCCAGCGUCUUCACAAGGUCCUUUGCUGUUGUUCUGCGAUUGAUUUGCACUUUUCGCACCAAAGUAUGUUCAUCUCUAGGAGACAGAACGCGUCUCCUUCCUGAGCGGUAUGACGGCUGCGUGGUCCCAUGGUGUUCAUACUUGCGUACUAUUGUUUGUACAGGCAUUUGGAAAUUGCUCCCAAGGAUGAACCAGACUUGUGGAGGUCUACCAUUUUUUUCUGAGGUCUUGGCUGAUUUCUUUAGAUUUUCCCAUGAUGUCAAGCAAAGAGGCACUGAGUUUGAAGGUAGGCCUUGAAAUACAUCCACAGGUACACCUCCAAUUGACUCAAAUUAUGUCAAUUAGCCUAUCAGAAGCUUCUAAAGCCAUGACAUCAUUUUCUGGAAUUUUCCAAGCUGUUUAAAGGCACAGUCAACUUAGUGUAUGUAAACUUCUGACCCACUGGAAUUGUGAUACAGUGAAUUAUAAGUGAAAUAAUCUGUCUGUAAACAAUUGUUGGAAAAAUUACUUAUGUCAUGCACAAAGUCGAUGUCCUAACCGACUUGCCAAAACUAUAGUUUGUUAACAAGAAAUUUGUGGAGUGGUUGAAAAACAAGUUUGAAUGACUCCAACCUAAGUGUAUGUAAACUUCCAACUUCAACUGUAUAUAUACACAAUAAACAAAACAAACAAAAUUGGCGUUGGAUCUCCCUUAGUGAGACUCCUUAAUCAGUCCUGCAUCUGUCUGCUUGAAAUAAUUUAUCAGGUGAUAAUUCAGUCUACUUCAAACCUGUCACAUAGUGUGUUAUAUCCACCGGUCAUCCCUCUCUGUGGCGUUGGUAGCUGUCUUUUCCUAGUUCCUAGCCUCACCAGUGGCUCUUGAAUACAACUCUAAUCCUGACCUUUCUGCAGUCUCAAUCCCUCCUAGCUGAGAUUACCCCCUGACUGCUGAUACAUCCCUUGCAAUUACUGGAGUGCACACUGAGUCAAAUCUAGUCAAGUCACUCAGAAAAGCUGAUCCUAAACCUGCACUUAAUGUGUCUGUCUUCCUUUAAUGCGAUGGCCAAAGGUUCCAGGCUUAGAAGGAACAGUAAGGGAGAGAGGAGACAUCCCUGUGUAGCCUGAAGCCACACUGGUGAUGACUGUGGCAGUGGCCCCAGAGAACAGGGUUUUAAUUCAUCAUGUGAAAUAGAGACAGAACCCAUAUGCCUCCAGGACUACUUCUACACUACCUGCUCUAACUGUCUUCUUCUCACCUCUCACCUCUCCCACCAGGACCGUAUCUCGGUAUGGCACGAGCAGACGAACCGCUAUGCCACAGAGCUGCGGGAGUUCAAGCAGCAGAUGGUUGCCCAGAUUGAGACCCUUGACAAGGACAAGGAGACGCUGAGGACGGACCUAGACAGCGUGGGGACGCGUGUGGACCGCGUGGAGCGUGAGAUGGACUACCUGGAGACACAGAACGGGGCGCAGCCCUGCGUGGACGUGGACGACAAGCUGGUGGAGCAGCAGGUGACUGUGGUGAAGGAGAAGAACAAGGCCAAGUAUGCCAAGGCCACAGGUGAGACGUGGCAGACAUGUUGGCAGACGUGGUGACAUACUGGGGGGGAUAAAGGCACAAGUAGCACACGUGGUGGUUACUUCCUGAGAGGACCAUAGUAAAAGCCUACUGAGAAGAGGAAAAAACUGAACAGUGGUUACAUAGCCCUUCUGUGACAUGUACUGUAGACAUGAUGACAUAUUGGGAGGACAGACACACAUGAUUACUUACUAAGAUGAUCAUAGCAUAGGCCAACGGAGAGGACAAAUCCAUGAAGUAAACUCAGCCGUAGGGGUAAUAUGAGGCCUUGGUUCCUUAACAGGUCUUCUACAUGAUGGGCGGAGAGAGGGCCACAGGCAUGAGAUGUUAAGAAAAUGUGUAUACAGGGCCAGGUGUCUCAGUCAUUGUACGGUUAUGUAAGUAGGUUAGACAAUCUAUCUCCCCUCAUAGCAUUAUUCUUCUCUCAGAGGCCAUUAUUAAAGAGUUUAAGUGGAUUUCAUUCAAUGUUGUGCUUAACACUUUUUGUUCUGCUCUAACACAGUAUGGUUAGGGUUAAUUGCAUAGCGAAAGCAAUCUGAAUGCAGUAAAUUCAGGAAACAGUUUGCUUACAGUUGAUUGUUGAGGUUUAAGAAGAUGUGAGAUUAUGCUGAUGAAGUACGUAGAUGAAGGACUAACUGAAAAUGCAAUGCUUAUUAAAAUAUCAUACUCUAAAUUAUGCACCACUUUAAUUGUAAUAUGCUCUUAGUUGCACUCCAGCCCGAUGAAUAGCCAGUGACUCAUCAAGUUUAAUUGCCUGUGAUCCUUAUACAUGUUGCCACAGACAGCUGAGCGCUGUUGCCUACUUGGGGUGCAUGUUCUUCUGACUAAAAUCUGAACAUCUGAAAUACACUUCAGAUCAUGUAAAAGCUAAAACGUCACAAAAAAUAAACUAUAAAAAUGGAUCUAUCCUUUAAACGUUCCCUAGUCCCUCAGUAUCACUUUUGGUUGAGCUUUAUCAAUAUGGUAUGGUGUAGUAUGUUUUAUGACAUUGGUAUUACAGGUUUCACAGUUGUAAGGAGAGUAACAAUUUGUACAUUGUAAUUACACUGAACCUGCUGUGUAAUGUUGACUACCAUGUAAAAAACAUGGUUUUAGCCCAAACAUGAAUCUAUCAUCUCCUCUCCCAGACUGCAGGGACAUGAUCUCUAGCAUCAAAGCCAUGAAGAUUUUGAAGCGAGUCGGAGGCCCAAAGGGCAUGUGGACCAAAGACGUGGGCAGCAGCUCGGGCAAAGUCUACGUCUUCAACGGCACAGACGAGGACACCAUCUAUGAGUUUGGCUCCGUCCGGGACUUCACCAUCUCCCAGGGCACCUCCAUGGCCAAGACUGUGAAGCUGCCGUCCCCUUGGCGAGGCAGUGGCCACACUGUCUACAACAACCACGCCUACUAUGUGAAGGAAGGCAAGGAGCUUCGGCUGAUGAAGUACAACCUGCGGAACGGCUCGGUGGCGGACAGCGCUGUGUUCCCCGUCCAGGACCACGUCCCCGUGUACAGCCUGACUCCGGAGACGGUCAUUGACCUGGCCGCAGAUGAGGAGGGCCUCUGGGCCAUCUACGCCACCAAGGAGACUGAGAGGCACAUCUCUCUGGCCAAGAUGGAUGCCAACACGUUGGACAUCGAGCAGAUGUGGGACACGCCGUGCCCGCGGGAGAAUGCAGAGGCUGCCUUCAUCAUCUGCGGCACGGUGUACGUGGUCUACAACACCGCACUGCCCAGCCGCUCACGCGUCCAGUGCGUCUUUGACGUCAGUGAUAUGGUAACCAAUGACGAUGCACCGCUAGUGUACUUUCCCAAGCGCUACGGCUCUCACUCCAGCCUCAAGUACAACCCGCUGGAGCAGCUGAUCUACGCCUGGGACGACGGCUACCAGAUCCUCUACAAACUGGCCAUGAAGAAGAAACUGGAGGUAUGAGCUCAGCAGUGCCGUCUAGUGUUGAGGUGGGUUUGAGAUUUCGCUCAUCUAUACCGAGUAAAAGGCCAGAAAUGUCUGUGUAGACGAAAAUAAAACAUAUUUUCAGACUGUCAUAUUCAGUGGAAUGUUUUAAUAUUAUAUCUUGCCUGGAGCAAAGAUCAAUAACAGAUAUGACCAAAGGUAUGAACAUUACUUACAUGGUUUGUUCAACUUUGGCACAAGGCCUUGCAGCUGCAGUUAUGAUUUUGAACACUGUUCUAAUGGUAAUCAGGUCAUUGUCAUAUUGUAUUUCCAGCAAAACAGUUCAGUGAUAUAAAAGCAUCCAUUUACUGUAGGUAUUGCUUGUUAUUAAAUAUUUGUAUGAUAAUCAAGAAAGAUCUAGGAGGGAGUGGAAUGGAGAAUCUAAAGUAAAUACAAUGCAGCUGUAUGAUAUGUAUGUUUUCUGAAUAUCUCUCAGUUUAGCACUUCUGAAAAACACAUAUUGUUACCUUUUUUCCUGGCUAUGCCUUUCUGUUGAAUAAAAAACAUACUUGCA
Molecule: messenger RNA, 12999 nt
Organism: Coregonus sp. 'balchen'
Lineage: Eukaryota; Metazoa; Chordata; Actinopteri; Salmoniformes; Salmonidae
Source: the annotation of a GenBank genome assembly